This is a messenger RNA of Malassezia japonica, 1878 nucleotides long. RefSeq lists its product as uncharacterized. The transcript has 5 exons. The coding region runs from base 1 to 1878 and encodes 625 amino acids. Lineage: Eukaryota; Fungi; Basidiomycota; Malasseziomycetes; Malasseziales; Malasseziaceae. The record is from RefSeq and is a predicted model, not a curated record.
AUGAGCGGUAGAGGACGUGGGGCCUAUUACAAGCAAAAGUACGGCCGCGGUGGCGCGCGCGACGGUGGAAGCGCCGGAGGACAUGGCGGUAGAGGGGGUAGUUGGUCGGGCGGCGCUAAGCGUACGCGCACGUCUGACGUCUUGGGCACUUCUUCCGACUUGGAUGCCUGGCUGCACGCGCACGACAACCGGCCGUAUCCUGCGUACCAUGACAUUGAGGGGACAUGGUCGUUUGAAAAGUUUGCAUUUACACUCGAUCAUGCCCAGGCGGAUCCGUACGCAGCGCCAAGCAAGGCCCGCCUCAAAAUUCCGCAUGCACAUGCGCAGUUCCCGCUGGAGCUGUACAGCACGCGCACGCGUCGUGUGGCACUGGCGGACUACUUGUUGCGUACUGUCUACGAUGCAUGUACGUCCAAGCGCUACGACCAGCGCCUCUCGAGUGGCGGCUGGUCCGGCGGCAAAGGGGGACAGAUUGAAGUCGACGAGCCCGGGCAGCAGGUCCUCGAGCGCACUGCGGUGCAGAUCGACGAUGAAGGGAUCGAGGUACGCUUCCUUGUCGGCCUUCCUGCGCGUGGCCGCAGCAUCAUGGUGUGCGAAAACGUGCCGAGCUUGGCGCAGCACGCCCUGUUUUACAGCAGCUGCGAUGCUGCACACUUGAAGCAGCACAUCUUUUCGAUUGAGGACCAAGACGCGCUUCGUGGCAUGCUAAGUGCCCACGGUUUGGUCGGCUUUCUUCCGAAUGGCGCCGUGCUUGCGCGUGCGUCGGGCGCGUCGGACCUUCCUAUGCCGUCGCCGCCGUGCGUCGCAUUCGAGAGCCCCAAAGAGCUCCAGGUCACGCUUACGCUGCCGAAUCGUGGAAAGAUCAAGGGCCUCGGCAUCGCAAAAAAGUCGCUGUACGUGUGUCUUGGCGGCGGAUUCCACGGCAAGUCGACCUUCCUCUCGGCGCUGGCGUACGGCACCUACAACCACAUUCCCGGCGACGGACGUGAGUUUGUCUCGGUCUCGCCCUCUGCAGCAAGCAUCCGGUCCGAGGACGGCCGUCCGGUCAGCCAAGUGGACAUUUCGCCGUUCAUUUCCAACCUGCCGGAUGGAAGUGAUACGAGCCACUUUUCGACUAGCAAUGCGUCAGGCAGCACGUCGUGUGCCGCUGCGCUGAUGGAAGCGCUUGAGCUCGGCUCAGACCUGCUCAUUUUUGACGAGGACUCGACCGCGUCCAACUUUUUGGUGCGCGAUGCGACCAUGAAGACGCUCGUGCCCGACGAGCCCAUUACGCCGCUGGUGGCGCGCGCGCGCGACUUGGUCGAGCAGACCGGCGCGACGAUCGCGCUAGUGUGCGGCUCUUCGAGCGCUUUUCUGCGCGAGGCCGAUGUCGUGGUCCAGAUGGAGCGCUACAAGAUGCGCGACGUGACGCGCGCCGCCAAGGAGCUCGUGGCACAGCAGCCUGCGCCGGGCCUCCCCGACCCUGCCCUCUUUUCGGUGGCCGCCCAAGCGGCGUGGCUGCGCACCGUGCGCCUCCCCUCACUCGAGCCGCGUGGAAAAGUCUCGACGCGCCACCGCUUUCUUGUGCAGUACGGCGACGAGACGCUGGAUCUGCAUGCCGUCCCCCAGCUCGUGCACGCGAGCCAGACGCGAGCCAUCGAAACGGUCCUGCGGCAGUGGGCGCAGCCUGACGGCCUGCUUGGCCGUCAGGGCAUGAGCGGUGCCCCCGUUGCCCAUCUGCGCGAGCUGGUGGAUACGCUGGAGCGGCUUGUCGAAGAGCACGGUGUGGAUGCGCUGCAAAGCGCUGGGCGCCAUGAUGGAUUCCUUGCGCGUCCCCGGCGUGUGGAUCUUGGUGCAGCUGUGAACCGUCUACGGUGCGCCCAGAUCAAGCGCCAGUAG